Molecule: messenger RNA, 2532 nt
Organism: Meleagris gallopavo (turkey)
Lineage: Eukaryota; Metazoa; Chordata; Aves; Galliformes; Phasianidae
Source: RefSeq, a predicted model, not a curated record
CUUACCGUAUGAGGAAACAACAGGAUAAAAUAUUCUCUCCCAUGCUUCAUAUUUCUUCAGUGAAAGAGUGAUUUUGGAAGACUUGCUAGGCCCCUUUGCUUGAGGUGCCUUUUUCAGAAGAAGCAUGGCUUGCUGUGCAUUACAGAUCAUUGGUUUAAUAUUUGGAGGUGUGGGCAUGGUCGGGACUUUGGCAGCUACAGCUAUGCCACAAUGGAGAGUUUCCGCCCACAUUGACAGUAACAUCGUGGUGUUUGAGACUAUCUGGGAAGGACUGUGGAUGGACUGCAUCAGCCAGAUGGGCAUCAGGCUACAGUGUAAGUUCUACGACUCUAUCCUGGCUCUUCCCCCACCCUUAGAAGCGUUCAGAGCCCUCAUGUGCAUUGCAGUGCUCCUGUCAAUCAUUGCCUUUUUGAUGGCCAUUGUUGGCGUGAAGUACACUCACUGGACCAAGGAGGAUCCCCAGGGCAUCAGUAUCUUCAUGUUAGCAGCUGGAGUUGCCUUUCUUGUGACAGGCGUCCUUGUUCUGAUCCCCGUGUCCUGGACUGGUGGCAGCAUCAUUCAUGACUUCUACGAUGCAAAAGUCCCUACGCCACUGAAACGAGAACUAGGAGCUGCUCUCUAUGUGGGCUGGGUGAGCGCUGCAUUUCUUGUCAUUGCGGGAGUAGUGUACUGUAUCUUCUGGUGCUGGGCUGGAACAACCCCAAAAUCUAGGUAUCCUUCACUUCCUCAUCACAGAUUGCACAAACCUAACAUGGCAGGAGGGACACUGCUAAGCAUGCAGGCGUACGUGUAGUGGCUACAUGGAAUCUUUCAACUUAGUGUGUUGAUAUGUUCUGACUGACUCCAGUGCCUGAUUAAACUGUGAGUCUGUAAUAGAUGAACAAUUUUUUUUCAUUUGCUGUUUACUACUGACACACUUCUUUGCUCUCUAACAUGCUUGUAGGAAAUGUUAUUACAUGGGAAUGUUAGACCUCAAAAGAAAAAUCUCACUGGCAUGGAAAGAAACAACAGCUAUCAGGAAAUCCCUGUAGAAGACUAACAGUACAGUUGAGCUGGAAGGAAGGCAGCUACUGUACAAUAGUACCAUUGCCCACCCCUAAGACCAUGACAGGCAAAAGGGGCAGUGCAUUUUACUCUAAGGUAAAGUCUUCGUAAGGACUGACCUACAACAGUGAUGAGAAGCACGGAUUUGGCAGUGUGGUGGAAAAAAGUCAUUGAAUGAAUGGAAAAGCCCCCAGUAAUCUUAUUUCCAACACUAGCACUCAGAUGUUCAUGCUCUCUUGUCAGAGACCUUUGAUUGACUGUGGGUUUCACAGACACUUGUGGAGCUGAUAUGUCCUUCCUACAUCUUCUGCAGUGCACAGAAUUCAUCUCAUGGAAUAAUAAAAUUUGUAUUCGCUUCACCAGACUUUGUCAUGAAUGUAUUAACUUUCUGCUGCCUGGUAUGUCCCAUCUUUAAAGGAUUCUUCUCUUCUACAAAAUGCAGGACAGUAUCUGUCUUCAGCACUUUAAAGAACUGUGAUUAUGUGAAGUGUAAUUAAAGAAGCCAGGCAAAUCUAAAUGUGCAAUCCCCACUUGCUUGCUGGAAGAUCAAGAGUUCCUGCCUACGUUUUAUAUCAUGCCUGCAAAAAACAAGUCCUGAUGUUGUUCUGACUGCUUUAUGUUUACAAAACCUAUCUUAAAAUGUGAGCUGAGUAACCUGAUUCCUGACUGUCCAUUGUGCUUUUUCACAGAUGAACCUUGGAACAUGCUUUUAAAAGCAGGCAUGUCACAGUACUGUUAAGUGGAGUUCCAUUUAAAAACAUUUUUUCUUGGUCUUCACACAGUAGUAAUGGAUGGCACCAUCUCAUUGAUAUUUCAUGACACAGUUUGAUCCUUUCCUAUGUCUUUGACUGGUAUCUGAAAACUGAGUUUAAUGACUUUUCAAGUUGUACAGAGCAAUGCCUCUAUAUAUUCAUUUGAUGGUUCAAUUACAAGAAGAUGGAAAGCUACAUUUAAUUAAAAAAGCCUUUUAUAAACUUGACUACAUGAAAUGAAAGUCAAAUGAAACCAUGGGGCCAAAUGUGGAUAUGUGUUACAUAUAUUAGCUAGCACUCAUUUACAUUUACAACAACCAGCUCAGAUCUUUUAGUGGGAAUUUCUUGUUACUAGGAAAGAGGUUUAAAGUGCUCUGCUCAUCUCUUGAGGAGUCAAAUUAGCACUUAUUAAUUCCAGAUGGAUCUUGAAGGUGACAUUUCUGCAUAGAUUUUCUAGUGCUAAAAUAUAUUUUUUAUGUUGUCUGAUGGCUGAUGCCACCGUAUGUGUGGUAUACACAAUAUCUUUAACAACAGCUCUCACUGGACCAGAAAAGUUACUUCAAUGGAAUUGUUUUCUUGAAUUUGAUUAUAAUUUAUAUUACCCGGAAGACCUUCAUCUAUUAUUUUAUUGUAUGUGUAUAUUAUAAUACAUAUUUUUUUAAAUAAAUAUUUGAUUAGUGAGCCGGAACUGAAGUUUUUGGAUUAAUUUAGAUAUGACAUUUGUGAUUAACCCAGC